Molecule: messenger RNA, 501 nt
Organism: Triticum aestivum (bread wheat)
Lineage: Eukaryota; Viridiplantae; Streptophyta; Magnoliopsida; Poales; Poaceae
Exons: 2
Coding region: 99-416 (105 amino acids)
Source: RefSeq, a predicted model, not a curated record
CUGAGCUACAGCUCCUGCCUCUCUAGUCUAUCUCUACACUUCCAUCUGAGCUGAGCGUGAAGAGUGAUCAAAUUUAAGCAGUAUUCUCUAAAGACAGGAUGGGGAGCUCCAGCUGCUUGUCAGUGGGUGCCGCUGUGAUCCUGCUUCUGGUACUGGCUUCGGCAAUGGAGGCCCAAGCCAUCCGACUCGACGCGGAGACCCGGGCGUCAGUGAGCAGCAGCGGCAACCAAAUGACUGCCGAUAAACCAACUGGGAAUAAUGUCGUCGAUGUGGUCAAGGCUUCUGCUAGCUCGACAAGCGAGUCGAAGAGGAGCGUCGAUGUUGCCACGGGUGAAGUUAGGGCGGUGGCGCAUAAGAUGCCGGAGUUCCAUGAGGACUACUACGGCCCGAGUGAUCACAGCCCUAGGCACCACUGAUGGAGCAAAUUCUUCUCUAUUUGCUUUGUUUGUGUUUCCUCUCUCGAUCGAUGAUCUCUUGUAGAACAGAGUAUUUAUAGCUAGG